Fragaria vesca subsp. vesca is the source of this 4149-nucleotide messenger RNA. RefSeq names its product abnormal spindle-like microcephaly-associated protein homolog. Gene Ontology annotation, biological process: spindle organization; mitotic cell cycle; establishment of meiotic spindle localization. The record is from RefSeq and is a predicted model, not a curated record. Gene Ontology annotation, molecular function: protein binding. The coding region runs from base 1 to 4149 and encodes 1382 amino acids. Gene Ontology annotation, cellular component: spindle pole. NCBI's taxonomy places the organism in Eukaryota, Viridiplantae, Streptophyta, Magnoliopsida, Rosales, Rosaceae. The transcript is spliced from 19 exons.
AUGGACGCCGCCGAACCGCCGCCGUCACCGUCACCGUCGCCGUCACGUUACAAACCCCCCUCCACACUCUUCAAAGACAUCUCCAAUUUCAAAACCCCAAAACGCCCCUCCCGAAUCUCCGAAUUCCACUCCCCUUGCCCCCAAUUCUUCACCGCCGCCAAACAAACCCCCCGGACAAACUCGUCAUUUCGCCGCCGCCCUCCGCCGUCCUCCGCCCGCACCAACGCCGUCCGCAAACUCAAGGCCGUGGAGCUCGAGCAGUCACAGUCCUCGCGCAAGGUCCAAAUCCGGAAGGAGCAGUCUCUGAAGUCUCUCGAGAAAUCUCUCACCGUCUGGCUCAAUUUCCUCUUCGAAAACCCUAGAUCCUGCGGCUGUAACUUUCCGGUCGAUGAGGAUCACGGCCAAACGCUCCGGAAGGGGAAGAGGGACAGCGGCUCCGGCGUCCAGGUCCGGGUCGACGCGGCGUGGAGGGAUCCGAAGCGGCAGAGAGACUCGUCAUGGAGAGGUGAGGAUUCCGAAGGUGCGGUUGCGUUUUCGAUCUCCAAGUACUCGAAAUUGCAGAGUUCUUUGAAGCUUUUGUGUAGUUUCGAUGAUUUGAUUCUGCGAAUGCGGUUUCAUUUGAGCCUGGGGAGUUGCCAGGAGGUUUUCGACUCGAUGAUUCAAGUCGUCAAGAAUAUUGAUGAAGGGAGGUUAAAGAUGAAGGUGCAUUGCCCUUUAGUGACCGAUGUUGGACUGAGAAAGAAGGCCACUAAAGUUCUUUUGAGUUAUAACCCAAUCUGGCUUCGAAUUGGACUGUACAUUAUAUUCGGUGGCGAUUCUUUGUUGUCUGACCGAGAUGUUAACUCUGAUGAGGAAGUCGCGUUUUUGAAGAUGAUCAUUGAGAAGCAACUGUUUGCACACGCUGGUCUAGCAAAAGAGUAUGCUUAUAACAAAAAGGUUGAGGGUCUUUACCGACCGGGUUAUUAUGAAGCUUUGGGAAAUGUCAUAUUGAAGAGGUUUCUGUUGCUUGUUAUUAUCCUGGAUAGAGCUAAAUCUCAGAGCUGUCUUUCUCUUAAAUAUGGUCUUGAUGGAGUGGAUGGGGGUUCUCCUUUAUUGUUUACGGUACAGUCUAGUAUCAAAUCAAGUCAACAGGUGAUCCAUGAUUUUCUCUCAUCUGAUAUCAUGCUUGGAGAAGGUAACGUCUCAGCGCAUCUGGUGAUUCUCGGAUAUAAAGUAUCUCAUCAGCAGUCUCCGAUCGUGGAUUUUGACUUUCGAGUUACAGAUUUGUUUGCUGAUCUUCAAGAUGGGUUGCACCUCUGUAGAGCUAUUCAACUUUUGCAGGAUGACUCCUCUAUCUUAAUGAAAAUGGUUGUUCCAUCAGAUACACAUAAAAAGCACCUGUCAAAUUGUGGCACUGCCCUGCAGUAUCUUAAGGAGGCUGGUGUUGUUUUACACGAUGAUGGAUUGAUGAUUGUGGAAGAUGAUAUUGCUAAUGGGGACAAGGAACUUACCAUUUCCUUGCUUUGGAAUAUGUUUGUUCAUUUGCAGCUACCUCUUUUGGUCAAGAAAACAACAUUAGCUGAUGAAAUAUGCAAAAUCCGGGGAACUAUGGAUAGCUUUAUGGAUGUUGAUUCUGCUCCACUGGAAAUGCUUUUAAGUUGGAUUCAGGCCAUUUGUGAAAUUUAUGAUUGCAAGAUCGACAGUUUUUCUUCAUUGGUAGAUGGAAAAGCCGUAUGGUGCUUGCUGGAUUAUCACUUCCGUAAGCAACUUUGUUGUGCCUGGUCAUCGAAGGUGCUCUAUAUUUUUUCUUCGGAAGAAUCAAUCAUGUUAGCCAGUGAAUAUUCAGAUGCCGUGCACAAUUUCUUAUUAUCACAGAAAUUGAUGUCGCUAUUGGGAAACUUUCCAGAGGUUCUGCAAAUAAGUGACAUUCUUGAGUAUAAUGGCGUCCCUAAUGAUCGUAGUGUGGUAAUCCUGUUGGCAUUCCUUUCAUCUCAACUGAUUGGGAAGAAAAACAUGGAUCAGAUAAACUUUCAUAAACUAUUAGGCUGUGAUUGUCAAAGUUCAGAGCGAAUAUGCUCAGUAAGACCUGAACCAACACAGAUACAAGAAGAAACAUAUGUUCAGCAUACUGAAGGUUCUGUAAGAAACUUUAAGGCUAUCCAGGCUUGGUGGCAAGAUAUGGCUGAAAAGAACCGUAAACUUCCAAAACCAUCAGCUCCUACUUUACAAAACUUCUCUACAAACAAAGAUGAAAUUAACAUUUCAAGAGUAAAUGCUGCAAAAAGGAUACGGUCAGUGUUACUAAUCCAACAAGCUGUAAGAAAUUGGAUGAUGCGAAGACGUCAGGAUAGAAGUAUGCUGACUCAUGAUGCACACAGACAUCAGGAUAGAAGUAUGCUGACUCAUGAUGCACACAUUCAUGAUCUAGUAAAUGCUGCUAUUGUUGUCCAAAGAUAUACUCGUGGGUGGCUUGCAAGAUCAAGAUGCAUUCAUGGAGGCCCUCUGAUUCAUAAAUCGUUAAGUAUGUUUCAGGAAAAUGGUGCAAAAAGGAUACCGUCAGUAUUACUUAUCCAACAAGCUGCAAGAAAUUGGAUCAUGCGAAGACAUCAGGAUAGAAGUAUGAUAACUCAUGAUGCACGUAUCCACGAUCAAGUAAAUGCAGCUAUUGUUGUUCAAAGAUAUACUCGUGGGUGGCUUGGAAGAUCAAGAUGUAAUCUAGGGGGCCCUCUCAUUCAUAAAUCCUCAAGUAUGUUUCAGGAAAAUGGUGCACUAGAUGUUCGAACAUGGGCAGCAGUUAAAAUCCAACUUGCUUGGAAUUAUUAUGUCUGUCACACUCUUCACAAAAAGCACUUUGCUGCUAUUAAAAUACAAAGUCAUUUUUGUAGUUGGCUAUUGAGAAGGAGGUUUCACAUUCAAAGGCAAGCAACAAUAAAAGUCCAAAGUGCUUUGCGUAUGUUAAAAUGUUGGAAGGCUUAUCAGCAAUACAAAGUUGCAACUAAAUCAGCCACUACCAUUCAAUCUUAUGUACGUGGAUGGGCUGCCCGAAGAGAAGCUAACAUACGUAGGCAUCUCAUCGUUACUAUCCAAAGAUACUGCCAUGGUUGGUUGAGAAGGAGGCAUUUCUUACAUCAAAGAAAAGCUGUAGUGAAGAUCCAAAGCACUAUUCGGUGCCUGCUAUACCGUCAGGCAUUCCAAUGUCUUAGACAUGCUGCAGUGGAAAUUCAACGGAUAGUCAGGGGGGAAAUUUGUCGAAGUAAUCUCUUAGGUUCUUCGUGUCUACACCCUGUCAUCCCCCACGGUUGUCUUUCAAAGACCACGAGUGCCUUUUAUAGUAGUUUCGAACUAAAUAUAGUGUUUUGCUCUGUGUUGAAAUUGCAAAGGUGGUGGAGGAGUGUCCUAUCUUUAAAACUAAGAACAAAGUCUGCAGUACUUAUUCAGUCUCGUAUUCGAGAAUGGUUAGCCAGGCAAAAGGCUUCUAGAGAGAAGCAUUGUAGUGUUGUGAUACAAUCACACUGGAGAGGUUACCAGGCACGAAAAAAAGAGUCAAGGGAACAGCUCAAGGAUAUACGCUUGAGAGUGCAGAAGUCUUCUACUAGUGUGGACGAUAGCAUGCGUAUUAUCAACAGACUUGUUGCUGCACUUUCAGAACUACUAAGAAUGAAAAGUCUCAGCAACAUUCUUCAUACUUGUGCCACUUUGGAUAUGGCUACAAGGUAUUCUCAGAAAUGUUGUGAAAGACUCGUGGAUGCUGGAGCUAUCAAGACCUUGCUGAAGCUUAUUCACUCAGGCAGCCGAAGCAUACCUGAUCAGGAGGUUCUAAAGCAUGCACUGUCAACUCUAAGAAACCUUGCUCGCUAUCCACACUUGGUUGAAGUACUAACUGACUGUGAGGGGUCUGUAGAAACUAUUCUUUGGGAGUUGCUAAGGAACAAGGAGGAAGGUUACUUCAUUGCAUCUGAACUUUUGAAGAAGAUAUGUUCUAGUCCUAAAGGUGCUGAAGCUGUACGCAAGUCACCUGCCCAUUUAAAGAGACUGCGCAGUCUUGUGGAGGAACUAAGUAGGAAAUCAUGCAAUGAGAAGAGGAAUGCUCGACUCGCAAAUGCUCGAGAGAAUACAGAGAGGAGACUGAAGGAGGCUACUGUGAUUCUGAAAAUGGCAACAGAAAACUAG